AUGUCUCCUCAAACCGAAAAUAAGAUGAAUGCGUCACAAACAUCGACAUGUUCGGCACUGUUGAAAGGUGACUCAUGCCGAUGUAACAGUAUUGAUGAAGUUGUGACAACAUAUUCAUCCAAAUUGCCUUCGCGACAACUUGUACAAGAUAUUCGCCUACCAAAUAUUGUUGUUUUUUAUAUAUCGAUAAACAAUUUUAACCAAUACGAAUCGCGAAAAAAAUUUUCAGUCGAUAUUCAAUUAGUAUCCUAUUCAUUUCUUAUUCGUCUAGUAAAUCGAACAUUUAAUCUACAGUCAAAUUUUACUUUAAUCGCUAAAGAAGCAUCUGCAUUCAUGUGCAAUAUUCCUGUUACCAACGAUUUUGAUGUUGACGGUUGUAUUAUGAAUGCACUUGAAGAAAAUGAUGAUGCAACUAAACAACAAUCAUCCGUUGAAUUUAUUGUUUAUGUAUAUCCACGAGCAAAACGUCAAAUUCAAUCUGAUACUGAUGAUUGGUGUAUACUCGACGAGACCGGAACAAAUUCAAAUGAUAAAGAUGAUAAUUUCGAAGUAAUCGAAAUACAAAACGACUCAAUUUUAGUAACCAUUAAACCAAAAGAUAAUCGACAAGAAUCAUUCUUACAAAAAGCUACUGGUUGGUUACAUGGUUCAGCCAAUGCAACAUCGAAUAGUUGUCUAACAAAAAAAGAAUUCUAUCAAAUGCUAGAUCCCGUUACAGGCCGUUUAUUAGAUGAACAAGCUUUCCGACAAAAAAUAUUUGAUAAUGGUUGUGAUGAGUCUAUUCGAAAAAUUGUUUGGUGUUAUUUGUUACGGGUAUUUAAUGAAUCCAUGACAAACGAUGAUAAGAAGGAGUACACGGUUAAAGCAACAGAACGUUAUAACGAAAUGAAAACAGCUUGGCAAAAUCGAUAUAAACUAAACGAUUCAGAGAUUAUUGCACUUGAAAAUCUAAUACAAAAAGAUGUACAACGUACAGAUCGUGCAGUGAAAUUUUUUGAUGAUAAAGAAAAUUCCUCUGGACAAAAACUAUUUCAAAUCCUCAUGACUUAUAGUGUUUAUCAUCCAGAGCCUGGUUAUGUACAAGGUAUGAAUGAUAUGGCAGCACCUAUUCUAUACGUUAUACGUGACGAAUCAUUAGCCUAUGCAUGUUUUUGUGCAAUAAUGCGUCAUAUGACUUCGAUAUUUCAUCCAAACGGUAUUGGAAUGAAUCGUCGAUUAGAUUUGCUAAGAAAAACAAUUCGAGCUAUUGAUUUGGAGCUAUGGACUAAAAUAGAACAAUGUGAUAUUGGUAAUCUAAUGUUUACGUUCCGUUGGUUACUAUUAGAUUGUAAACGUGAAUUUCCAUUUAAAGAUACAUUUCGUGUAUUUGAAACUAUAUGGGCAUCAUUGCCAGUCGACCGAUUUGAAUUAAAUAAUGAUAAUACAUUAUCAGAUCGCGAUGACCUUUGCCCAUCAAUGUUAUGCAAUCAACAUCGAGACUCCAUGCUCUCUUCAAUAUCCAAUACAAUAUUAUCCUCACGGUCAAGUUCACCAACACUCGAAGAUGCGCAAUCGAGUCUGGACGGUUGCGAUUCAGGUUAUCGCGAUGAACAAAUUCCGGGCUUAUCAGAUUUUAAUUCACGUUCACAAAAAUAUGAAAAUUCAACUUGUUUAACAUCAAAAAGCACUCUAUCUACAGCAACAUGUGUACCAUUAGGAAAAUGGUUAAUACAUUUUUCAUCGGUCGAUGAUGAGAAUCAUUUUUCAGAUAUGUUCACAAUAUUUCUUUGCGUUGCUUUACUUGAACAAAAUCGUUCGUCAAUAUUACAAAUAUCACCAUCAAAUGGCGACAGUGAUGAUUUUAUUGGUUCCUAUUUUACACGUCUUGUAAGACAGCAUGAUGCACGACAUGCAUUACAAUUAGCACGAAACUAUCAUCGACAAUACGUUCUCUUUCAAAUGCGUAUUAAACAACUAUUAUUGACUGAUAAUUAA
This is a messenger RNA of Rotaria socialis, 1974 nucleotides long. NCBI's taxonomy places the organism in Eukaryota, Metazoa, Rotifera, Eurotatoria, Philodinida, Philodinidae. The record is from the annotation of a GenBank genome assembly.